GCCGACGCUUUUUCCUUCUAAUAUUUCCGUCAUCCUCCCAAACUCGUAACGAAUUCAUUGUUGCAAAUGGAUCCGGACAUCUUUGAGGACGAUUAUUUUGAUAAUAUCCAUGGUUCUAAUGCUCAGUAAACAAGAUCCACAUAUGGUUGUCCUUGUUCAACGAGGUAUGGGACUGGAGGAUUGACGACCUUGUUCUACGCAUGCCAAAUAGUCCUGCCUCAAAAUGUUUUCCAUCACCUCUGAAUAUCCUCGAAAACUAUUUGUCGUGCUUUUCGUACCUCUGGCUCCUUACAAGCUUUCAUCGGAUCUUUUGGUCAUUGACAUGGAAAGCGGCGAAGCUCAGGUCGUGCCUGACAGCGACUACCGUGCAAUACAGGAGCGUCUUGACACUCAAAAAGUGUUCCCAACCGGAUAUCUCACCCGCCCAGCGAUUAACACGAUCCCCGUCGAAAUCUUGUCCCAAAUCUUUUGGUAUUUCCAACCUGAAGCCCAUGUGUGCCUCCUUCCGGACAUACCUCCCCUCGCCCUCUUCAUUGGCGUCUGCAGGCAUUGGCGGGCAGUUGCAUUGAAUACACCUUCUCUUUGGUCGACGAUCGUGUUGAACAAUCCAAAACGCAUACAUCUCACAAUGGUUCACCAAUGGCUCGAGAGGUCUACUAGCUGCCCUUUGACAUUGUCAUUAACCUUAGACAAUUACGAAGUUCUCCGAUGGAACACGGCAGAACGAAUUCUCUCCAUUUUUACACAAUACUUACAUCGUUGGAAAUCGAUCUUUCUUUCUUUCACGAACUUCCCAAUCCAUUCUCGAUCACCCCUCCUACAACUUCCGAUAUCGCGGACUGCGGCUCCGCUGCUGGAGAAAGUGAAUAUACGCAACCGCAGAAGUUUCACGCCAGAAGCUAACGAGAGGUUUUGGAAAGCUAUCGGUGCAUAUGACUCGGUUCGCCAUGUCAUUCGGAUAGAGGCAUCAGAGGAUCCCAAACUAUCUCUUCCAAAUCUUCUGGGGGCACCAUGGGCGAACCUCAUCUUACUCACUGCUCAGUUUGCUGUCGACGACGCGUGCAUGGACUUUCUCUCCGGCUGCCAAGCGUUGGAAGGACUCAAAAUCCUCUCUCUCGUUCGAACAUCUGCAAGUUUACACCCUCGAUCCCGUAUCCGCCUUCCGUCCCUCCAUACUUUAUCAUAUUCAUCUUCUGAACCGUUCGGGCUCCCUUCACUCCUCGACCAGCUCGAAUUACCAGCGUUGACCUCUCUGACUUUGAAUGAAUGGCACUGUGGCCAUUCCUGGAUCGAUAUGUUGGAAAGUUCGGCAUGUCAGCUAAAGACAAUGCGGAUCAGCGAGCAGCCAUCGGCAGAAGCAGAUAUACCAGACUUGCUGUUGUCUUCCUCCUUACAAUAUUUAGAGGAGUUCAGAGGCUACAUGCGGUUCUCCCCUGCCGGCAGUAUUAUCCAGGCUCUCACCUGGAAAUCGGGAACCCGCUCACUCCCCUCCUUGCGGCGGCUGGAUCUGACUAUCGGUACUUUUGAAGAUGGUUUGCUUUCGGCGAUGUUAACCUCACGCCUCGACCAUUUUUGUUGUGCACUUCAGCAGGUGUCCUUGAAUCUCCGUCUAGCGAGGAAGUGGGGUGACAUUAGCACCGACUUCGGGUUUGUCAAAGAUUUAUCUGUCGAUGGCCUUGAUUUUAGCUAUAGAUGA
Molecule: messenger RNA, 1696 nt
Organism: Marasmius oreades (fairy-ring Marasmius)
Lineage: Eukaryota; Fungi; Basidiomycota; Agaricomycetes; Agaricales; Marasmiaceae
Exons: 3
Coding region: 224-1696 (490 amino acids)
Molecular function (GO): protein binding
Source: RefSeq, a predicted model, not a curated record